Molecule: messenger RNA, 1014 nt
Organism: Fusarium keratoplasticum
Lineage: Eukaryota; Fungi; Ascomycota; Sordariomycetes; Hypocreales; Nectriaceae
Exons: 2
Coding region: 1-1014 (337 amino acids)
Biological process (GO): mitochondrial transport; carnitine transmembrane transport
Cellular component (GO): mitochondrial envelope
Molecular function (GO): O-acyl-L-carnitine transmembrane transporter activity
Source: RefSeq, a predicted model, not a curated record
AUGUCCUCCGCCGACACCUCCGACUCCGCCCUCGAGGCCCGUGUCGCCGAGCAGCUCAAGAACGUCGCCGCCUCGUCACCAAAGGAGGAACAGCCCACGACUAGCGCAGCGCCCUCGGCCCUCGCCCAGCAGCUCCGCGCCCUCGCGGCCGGCGGCUUCGGUGGCAUCUGUGCCGUCGUCGUCGGUCACCCCUUUGACCUCGUCAAGGUCCGCCUCCAGACGGCCGAGCGAGGCGUUUACUCUUCGGCCGUCGACGUCGUCCGCAAGAGCAUCGCCCGCGAUGGACUCCGGAGAGGUCUCUACGCUGGCGUGAGCGCCCCGCUCGUCGGCGUCACACCCAUGUUCGCCGUUUCCUUCUGGGGCUACGACCUCGGCAAGCAGAUCGUCCGAGGCGUCAGCGAGGUCCCCGCCGAGGGGCUCACCAUCGCGCAGACCUCGGCCGCCGGCUUCCUCUCGGCCAUCCCCAUGACGGCCAUCACGGCCCCCUUUGAGCGAGUCAAGGUCAUCCUCCAGGUCCAGGGCCAGAAGCAGCUCGCCCCCGGCGAGAAGCCCAAGUACAGUGGCGGCCUCGACGUCGUCAAGCAGCUGUACCGCGAGGGAGGUGUGCGCAGCGUCUUCCGCGGCAGCGCAGCCACCCUCGCCCGUGACGGUCCUGGUUCUGCCGCCUACUUUGCCGCGUACGAGUACAUCAAGCGCAAGCUCACUCCCGUCGACCCCGACACCGGAAAGCCCAGCGGCCAGCUGAGUCUCACAGCCAUCACCUGCGCCGGUGCCGCCGCUGGUGUUGCCAUGUGGAUCCCCGUUUUCCCCGUCGACACAGUCAAGUCCCGCCUGCAGACGGCCGAGGGCAACGUCACGCUCGGCGGUGUCAUCCGGGAGCUGUACGGCAAGGGAGGUUACAAGGCCUUCUUCCCCGGCUUCGGUCCUGCCCUGACCCGUGCCGUGCCCGCCAACGCCGCCACCUUCCUUGGUGUUGAGCUGGCUCACCAGGCCAUGAACAAGUUCUUCAACUAG